AUGUCCUACCAACAAGAACGCUACAUUGCCGAGCUGGCCGUCCAGCGUGCCACCCUCCUCACCCAGAAGGUCUUCAACGAAAAGGCCAAGGGCACCGUCUCCAAAGAUGACAAGUCACCCGUUACCAUUGGCGACUUCGGCGCCCAGGCUCUGAUCAUCCAAGCCAUCCGCAAGAACUUCCCCAAUGACGAGAUCGUCGCCGAAGAGGAGGCCAGCAGCCUCCGCGAGGACAAGGCGCUGAGCGCCGAGAUCUGGAGACUCGUUCAGGAUAUCAAGUUGGUGGACACCGAGAGUGACAACCUUCUGGGAGGCCCUCUGCCUAGCGAAGAAGCGAUGCUGGACAUCAUCGACCAGGGCAAGAGUGCUGGUGGUGCCAAGGGACGUAUCUGGGCUCUGGACCCCAUUGACGGCACCAAGGGUUUCCUGCGCGGUGGUCAGUACGCCGUCUGUCUCGGUCUGAUCGAAGACGGUGAUGUCAAGGUGGGCGCCAUUGGCUGCCCUAACCUGCCUAUCAAUGAUGCCGAGACCAUGUCCGCGGGCAUCGGCGCCGAGCAGUCCAGCGGCACCGGCAAGGGUGUCCUCUUCUCCGCCAUCCAGGGUGUUGGUUCCAUCAGCCGGCCCCUCACCAACGGUGCUCUCGCGGAGAGCAAGUCCAUCUCCAUGCGCCCCGUCCCCGAUAUCGCUCAGGCCGUGUUCUGUGAGGGUGUCGAGGCUGGUCACUCCGCUCAGGACGACAACGCCGCCGUUGCUAAGCUUCUCGGUAUCACCUCCCCCAGUGUGCGUCUGGACUCGCAGGCCAAGUACUGCUCGAUUGCCCGCGGUGCUGGUGACAUCUACUUGCGUCUGCCGGUGCGGAAGGACUACCAGGAGAAGAUCUGGGACCACGCUGCGGGUGACCUGAUCGUGCGCGAGGCUGGUGGUCAAGUGACGGAUAUCUACGGCCAGAGACUGGAUUUCAGCAAGGGCAGGACCCUGGCGGCCAACAAGGGAGUUGUCGCGGCCCCCAAGGCCCUUCAGGACCAGGUCAUCGGUGCGGUGAAGACUGUCCUGAAGUUGUAA
Messenger RNA from Aspergillus tubingensis, 1059 nucleotides. RefSeq names its product 3'(2'),5'-bisphosphate nucleotidase. The coding region runs from base 1 to 1059 and encodes 352 amino acids. Lineage: Eukaryota; Fungi; Ascomycota; Eurotiomycetes; Eurotiales; Aspergillaceae. The record is from RefSeq and is a predicted model, not a curated record. Gene Ontology annotation, molecular function: 3'(2'),5'-bisphosphate nucleotidase activity. Gene Ontology annotation, biological process: phosphatidylinositol phosphate biosynthetic process; sulfate assimilation. The transcript has a single exon.